Messenger RNA from Equus caballus (horse), 5631 nucleotides. It is a transcript of the gene GRXCR2, whose product is annotated as glutaredoxin and cysteine rich domain containing 2. NCBI's taxonomy places the organism in Eukaryota, Metazoa, Chordata, Mammalia, Perissodactyla, Equidae. Gene Ontology annotation, cellular component: microvillus; stereocilium shaft; stereocilium base. The record is from RefSeq and is a predicted model, not a curated record. Gene Ontology annotation, biological process: sensory perception of sound.
GAGGGAACUAUUAAAUUAAUUAAACAAAGAGGCCAUUAAACUGAAUCAGCUCUAAUGCUGUGGUGGCCUACAUAAGCAAAACAAAAUCUAACUCUGUAAAUGCCUCAUGGUUAUAAAAUCAAAACGCUAAGGACAACCAACCACAAACAGCCAACAAGGCUUUAAGCUAUAGCCAACCAAUAAUUUCCUUACUUUGCUUCCACUUUUUCGCUAUAAAAGUCUCUCCCAGAGCUCCUGUUGGUGGAGCACUCCUAACCACUCCUGGUUUGGUGCUGCCCGAAUCAAAUCAACUUUUGCUCCAACUUUAAAAUUAAAAAAAAAAAAAUUGUUUCCUUAAGAGAAAUUAUUGAGUCGAAAGGAAUGAAAUUUUUUCAUUUAUUUUUCCCCUGAUUAUCAAAGUAAGAUAAGCUUAUCAUAGACAAUUAAAAUGUAAUGAAACUGGGAAAGAAAAAAAUCAUUCAGAGUCCUCCAUCCCGAGGCAACCAAUGUGAAUGUUUUGAUGUUAUUUCUUCUGAGUUAUGCAGUUAUUUUCUUUCCUAGUGAGGUUCAAGGAUAUGAAGAUUUAUAAGGCUUUAUAAUAAUAAUUUGACAAUUUUCAUAAUUUGAACUUAAUUUUAACAAUAUUCAAGGUGGCAGAGACAUGAUUAUGCAAAAUGCAUCAGUGCAUAAGCUCUGAUUGAAGUCUACCCUUCUGAAAGGCUACCUUUGUUAACGGUGUUCAUUCCUUGGGCAACUGAAAAUGCUCAUUUGACAAAUAGCUGUGGGAGUCAGCUCACUGGUCCUUCUGGAUGAAGAUAGUCUAUCAGUCACUUAUUAAUACCUGUUUCCUGGGAUGAAUAGAAGAAGAUAUUCUUCUAGUUAUGGCUUUCCAAUCUUUUUCAUGGCAUGGCACACAUAGAAAAUAACGGUAUUUUCUCCAUACACUGGAGUAAAUGAAUGAGGCUGAUGUAGUCAGAAGUGACCACCUGGAAGUCUGGGGCUCCAUCUGGCUGUCCUGAGGGCUUCAGAAUCCAUGUUUCAGCCUCCUGUAAUCCAUUCAUAGUACAACGGGGCCAGCUCUGCAUUCUCACGAACCUAGAGGAACAUAUGUGGUGAUGUUAUGAAGAGCAUAUCUUUCUUUUUUUAAAAAGCUGUUUCCACCUCUCUCUGUUUAACUUAUUCCUUGCAUUGAUUACACAGGGGCCUUAUAACUGUGAAAUCCCUCCUUAGUAGAAAUGUAGACUUUUUUUUACAACUUUCUGAUCUUCACUCUUCACUAUUCUCCCCAAAAUGUGCUCAACUCUUGUUCCAAAAGUUUCUUAUUUGAUUUCUCACCUGGAAGUUAUUCACUCAACAACUGUUAACUGAGUUCUAUAAUGUAUAGACAUUUUGAUAAACACUAGGGAUGGAGACAUGUUAAAGGCAGCUUCUGACUCUAAGGUGUUCACAGUUUAAUGGAGGGGAACACAGGAAUGGUAAGAGAAAGCAAGAAGCACUUAAAGGUGGUAGGUCCAAAGUUCCAUGGCCUUCUCCCUGGGACAGGUGGGAAGGGUUCCCAGAAGCAGUGACAUUUGAGGUGUGACUUGAAGGAGGAGUGGAAGUUUCACAUUUCAAUCAGGAAACAGAGUACUGGCUAAGAGACAAACACCUGUGGUUUUGAGAAAUAGGUGAGCUUGUCAGUGUGCCUGGAAGACCAACUCCAGGCAGCACUGAGAAGAGCGACAGAGGUUGAGUAUGGGAAGGAAGUAGGGUUAGGUUUUGAGGAACUUUGCCUGCUGCACAGAAAAUUAAGGACUUUUUACGCAAGAGAUUGACAUCUGCAGACUUGUUUUUUGGAAACAUCGCCCUGGCGUCACUGUGGAGAAUGGACUUGUGGAUGGUCGUGGAAAUCAUUGGGAGGCUGCUGCAACUGCAACUUUGAAGACAGAAGUGAUGAGGGCUUGACCUAGGGCCAGGGUGGUGGCAGAAUUCAUAGGAAUGGCUGCAGGAAUAUGAAAGAAGUCAGUUUGGGCAACUGAGUAAAUGAUGAUGUCAUCAGCAAAGACAAGGAGAAAGGCUUAACCUCCAGCAUUUCAGUUCCUCAAAUCCAACCGGUUCUUUUAGACCCAAACCAAGGACCCUUUCGUUUAAAAGCCUUCUUCCAUCCUCGUCUCUUUAGGGACCACUCUCUUCCCAGAAUCUCUAUUCUGAGAGUCAGCAGUAGACAGUUUGCUCCCUAAGCAGGAGGCUAUUAUUUCAUAUGCAUUAGAUCUGUUUCCUAGAGUGUAGGACAGCCAUUCUCAAGCCUGUCUCACGCUUCUCUGAUAUUCGUCCCUGUGACUGGCUCACAGUGUUGGGCAUUAACUAGGUGUUGUCUACAGUAGGCAGUGGGGCCUAGCGCUGUGCUUGCAAAUGAGAUCUUAAAUAUAAAAUAGAUAUAAAGUAGAGCUGCUCUGGUUAAUGCAAGGGUAAAAGGCCCAGAAUCCAGGACCAUGGCUUCCUCCUGUCUUAGGGCUCCAUGAGACACAGUUUGAAAACUUUCCGCUUGCCAGACUAGUCACGGGUUUUUAAGUCAGAUAGAACUGAGUUCAAAUCUCUGCUUUGUCCUUUAUUUAGCUGUAACAGAGUAGACAAAUGGGGAAACUGCUCCUAGCUUCACUUUCUCCUCUGUAAAACAGGGCUAAUAAUACUUUCAUUUGUAGGGUUAUUGUGAGGACAAAGUAGGAUAAUGCAUGUAAAAAUUUCUGGCACCGAUUAAAUGUUCACUAGGUCAUAGUUGUUGGUAAGAAUGACAGGACACUUGCUAACCGAUUGAGCAACUGAUCUUUAUUGAAUUGAUACUUGUUCAGUCUAAAGAAACCUGCUCAUGCUCAGGUUAAGAAAAGCCAGGGUUGGAGUGAAGUUACGGGUGAGUUCGGGAUUCAGAGGGGACUCAAUCUUGUCUUAUGCUCCAUCCACUCCAUGAACCCACAACUGCCUGCCUUUGCAUGGAGACCUAUCAAUAUUUAAUGUGUGGGUGUUAGUUGCUGUAAACUGAGCAUACCCCAGGACCGACUUGAAUUAAUUAUAUGCAGGAGGAGAGAAAAUAAAAUGCCUUUUCCUCAGAGCCCCAAGUUUCACUGGCUACACUGAAGCCUGGGAACCACAGGGUGAAAUUUCUGCUGAUGGAGGACCCUGAGAAGAAGCUGGACCAGAAGAGUGACAGCAAACCCCGGAAAGUACGAUUUAAAAUCUCCUCCUCCUACAGCGGCCGGGUGUUGAAGCAGGUCUUUGAGGAUGGGCAGGAAUUAGAGUCACCAAAGGAGGAAUACCCUCACAGUUUUCUCCAAGAGGCCCUGGAACCAAUGGAUGGUGUGUAUGGGUCAGGGGAAGCCCCCAAACCUCGACCAUGCUCCCCGAAGCUGACUGCUCAAAGGAUCAGCGUGUUUAGAGAGGGCAAUGCCUACACUUUGGCGGGCAGCCAACCUUUCUUCAAUGAUUACAAGGCGAAUGACCAUAAGUCUCCACCCAUUAUAGAUUUUAGAAAGAUAAUCAUCUACACAAAUAACCUGAAAAUCAUUCGAACUCCAAUGGACAAGAGAGACUUCAUGAGGAAAAUUCUGCAGAAAGAGGAGGCUGAGGAAGAGUCCCUGAUGAGGAAAGAGGCAAUCUAUGGGGACAGCACUCAGAACCAUGGCCCUCCGCCAGAGAUGGAAAGCACUUUCCCCCAUAACCAGUAUCCACAGGAAGGGGAGCUUCCUGAGGACAACUGUUUUCACUGCCGAGGGUCGGGCAGUGCCACUUGCUCUCUAUGCCAUGGCAGCAAGUUCUCGAUGCUGGCCAACAGAUUUAAGGAGUCCUAUCGGGCCCUGCGGUGCCCUGCCUGCAAUGAGAAUGGCCUGCAGCCUUGCCAGAUUUGCAAUCAAUAGCCCAUGGCUCUGUAUGUCCGCUUUUAUUGCACCCUCCCUAAAGUUAUUGCUAAUAAGCUGCCCCUCCUCCUUCUCCUCCUUCCUUUCCCAGAAAGAAAGCCACAGCUGCUGCGACCACUUCCACUGGCAAAACUCAAUUACUCGAUGACAUUUCAUGAGGCUGGUAACAUCUCCACGUGGGUCUAAGUGGCAGAGGCAUGUUUGAAUUAGAGUCUGCUUUGAAACUGGUUCUAAAAUGAUCCUUCCAGGACCGUGUGCAUGUAUCUCACUUGACUUAGUUCAGUUUUUUCCUUGUGCUAGUGAACAAAUAAAUGCACACUUCAGGCAGCAGGUUGAAGUCAUUUUCUGAUUGGGAGUUAUUUUACAAAAUUACGCAGUGGGAAGGGAAUACAAAAGGCAGGUUUCUGAUGAACUGAAUUCCUGUUGGUUAUAAUGCAUUUCAAAUCCUCAUUGGUCCAAUUGAAUUUUUAACUGAGCAGAAGAGGAAAGGUAUGCCCAAUGCCAAAUGCCUUAGCAGGCCACUGAAAACAAAAGAGCAUGAGCGUGCUUCAUGCUGUAGAUAGGCAAGCUGAGGAGGCCUUUCUUUCAAAGUUCUGAGUCUCUCCUCUGUGAUGUGCUUGGGCAGUAUUCAUGCAGGCAACAAGCCAUGCUACUUCUUAGAAGCAGAUGAGAUAAGACAUUUCUGCAUGCCUCUAUACUACUGAGGUUACAAGCCAAGUCAAAGCAAUUCAUGAUAAAUUUGGUGCUUAAGUAUGUGUAUGUGAUCUGACUUAUUCCAGCCCCUGAAUUAUUAUUAAAUAAAUAAAUCUAUUUUACAUCUAAGAUAUAGGCAUGAUCUCUUCAUGAAAGACUGUGGAUAUUUUAUAGGUGUUUAUUGGGAACCUCUAAAAGAAAAAUUAACCAAGGCUGAUUUUUGCAAUUAUCUUUCUAUUGUCUAUGAAUACACAUACUAAGGAUAAUUCUUUUCUCCUAAAAUUGGUUAUAAAAUUAGAAAAAUGCUUUUGUUAAUAAACUUUUGUAGUUCUAACACCCACUCCCCUUAGCCCUUGAACAUAACACUGUAAAAUCUGCUAACUGUUGAGACACAUUGCUUUUCUAUGAUGAUUAUUUUGAUUUUCAUAACAAUUUUUUCAAGAUUUGUUUGUUAUUCUUUAAUAUUCAGCUAUUAAAAUAGUUCAACAAUGGAAUGCUUUUCAGGCCAUAGAAUUACUUCUAAUAAAAAGAUUAAAAUAUUUUUUGGAGCCAUGAUGAUUUUGCCUGUCCUCUCUUAGCCAGAAUGAUAGAACUAUUGCUCACUGACUUUCUUUGCUUCUGUCCUUCACUAUUUUCUUACUCUGUUCACGUUUUCUCACAGCUAUUGACUCUUCUAUCUUUCUAGAAUGCCAGGGGAAGGAACGAUGUCCAGAAGCCUUUAAGUGUAUUCUUCUGCUUUUUGACAGGAACGUUCGACAGCAAAUAUUGUUUGAGCCCAGCCUGUGUGCGGGACAUGCACAAUAACACCGCUUCGCUAGGUGCUUGAUGUGCAGGCUUACCCAGCUGGGAACCACCCCUUUGGUAGCUCAUGGGACUCACAGUUGCAGUGAGGGAGACAGACUUACAAACACAUAAUUACCGUAUAGUGCGACAAGUUCUGGGAUAGGAAAGCAACAGGGAGAACUGAAGCACAUAGAAGGAACACCUAAUGCAGCCUGAGAGGGGUUAUGAAGAGGCUCCCAGAGGAAGCGGUGUAAGCAAUGUUGGCUUCUUUAUCUUCCCCCAUGCUCUU